This is a messenger RNA of Penicillium waksmanii, 1434 nucleotides long. RefSeq lists its product as uncharacterized. The record is from RefSeq and is a predicted model, not a curated record. The transcript is spliced from 2 exons. Lineage: Eukaryota; Fungi; Ascomycota; Eurotiomycetes; Eurotiales; Aspergillaceae. The coding region runs from base 1 to 1434 and encodes 477 amino acids. Gene Ontology annotation, molecular function: oxidoreductase activity.
AUGCGAUCUUUGUCAUUCAUCGCGCUGAGUCUAGGGGCUGCCUUGCCCUUCGUCGACGCUAAUGGCCUGCCUGACAUUAUCUACCGUGAUGUCGCGGUUAUCGGAGGAGGCGCCUCCGGUGCGUAUGCUGCUGUUCGCAUGCGUGAUGACUUCCACAAAAGCAUUGCUUUGAUUGAGAAGCAGAACAUCCUGGGUGGUAUGGUUGACACAUAUGUGGACCAGAAGACUGGAAAAACUUUUGACUAUGGGGUUCAGAGUUUCCUUAACGUGAGCGGGGCGACCGACUUCUUUGCUCGAUUCAAUAUCUCGAUUGGUAGUAGCCGCCCAAGCAGUUCAUCUUCAGUCACCGAGUAUAUCGACUUCAGAACUGGCAGCAAGGUCGAUUUUGAGCCCCCAUCAUCAUCGAAGCAGAUUUCAGCCAUCGCCAAAUUUCUCGAAGUCAUUGAGCCCUGGGAAUCAAUGUUAUUUCCUGGCUACUGGAAUUUUCCUGAGCCCUCUGAUAUCCCAGAAGACUUUCUGAUUCCGUUUGGAGAGUUUUUAACCAAACAUGGCCUGGAGGAUGGCGCUCCUAUCAUUUACGCAUCCACUGGCCUCGGCGUGGGUAAUAUGAGUGAAGUCACCACAAUGUUUGCGCUGCAAAGCUUUGGCUGGGACAUGGCGCGCGGCCUGACAGGCAAAAUGGGCCUGUUUACGCCUACAUCUGGGGGCAACCAGGUGCUAUACGACGCGAUUGCGAAGGACUUGGGGGACGACGUUCUAUACUCCAGUACUGUUAUCGACAGCCGCCGCACCGAUUUUGGCGUCUUCCUUACCGUCCGCAAUCACAAAACGAAUAAGGUGACGCUGAUCAUCGCUAGACGACUUCUUGUUGCCAUUGAGCCCACCAAGGAUAACGUGGAGACUUUGGAUCUGAGCCCGUUUGAGUCAUCAACCUUGGCCAAGUUUACAUACUCGAACGAAUUUGCUGGAUUGGUCGAUAAUGCCGUAUUCAACGAGAGUACUUACUACUUCAACUUACCGUCAUCUGCCGCUCCAGACAACACCCUUGUCUACCAAGAGGACCCCAUGGUCGCAAGUUUCCAAUACACCGGCCUCGAGAAUUUGUUUCGAGUGAUGGUCAUCGGUAACACCACUACUACCGCCGAUGAGGCCAAGAGUUUGAGCCAGGAAAGCUUCAAUACCUUGCUGAAGUCUGGUCGUUUCACUACUCCUGGCCAAGAGCAAGAGCUCAGCUGGGCCGCUUUCGCUACACACGGUGCCAUGCAUGCUCGCGUCACUGUGGAUCAAGUGAAGGCAGGCUUCUUCCAGGACUUGUACAAGCUUCAGGGUGCUCGCUCCACGUGGUGGACGGGUGGCGCUUUUUCUGCAAACUUCCAGACUCAGCUGUGGAAGUUUGACGAGGGACUUAUUCCCAAGAUCCUCAAGGGCCUCUAA